AUGGCACUGACUGUAAGCCUGAUCGGUCCAUCGCCAUGGGGCUUCAGAAUAGUUGGAGGAAGGGACUUCAAAAAGGCCAUAACAGUAUCUAAGGUCAACGGAGGCAGCAAAGCAGAUAAAGCAGCUCUCCAACCAGGUGAUGUCAUCUUGGCCAUCAAUGGGGAAAAUACUGCUGACAUGCUAAAUGCAGAGGCCCAGAACAAAAUCAAGAACUCCAAGAACCAGCUGGAUCUGAUGGUGGAGAGGAUUGAAAUUUCUAGCCCUCGGCAGACAAAUGGCAUCACCACCCCAGAACAACUUACUGGGCGUUUUCAGGAAGCAGUUAUAGGAAGUCGAGAUGAAAACCAGAACUACAGAGAGUACAGCAUAUCCAGCCCUGCAUCUCUGUCACCUGUGCCGUAUUCACCACUACCGCCUGCCAGUCCUGAUGGAAAGACCAACACCAACAAGAGUGUCCAGAUGCGCUCAUGGUCGCCAGAGGAGAAGAGUUACAGGAUGUCACGGCCACUUUCACAGGAGUUCUCUCCUUCAGACUACAGAAAUAGUUCUUUGUCCAGCAGAACCCCGACCCCACCGGGACACUACUCACCUCAUAGCUACAUUGAUCAGGAUGUUCCCAUGUCCCCUCAUCGCAGCUCUGAACCAGUCAUGCAGAAGUUUGACAAGGACUCCGAGGUAUACAAAAUGAUCCAGGAGAACAAGGAGUCUCGCACAGCACCUCGUCAGUCCAACACCUUCAAAAUGCUGCAAGAAGUUCUGGAGGCCGACGAGAAAGAGGCAGCAAUGAAAUUCCCGGGAAAGCUAUCACCCAACGUUCCGAAACCAAGUGCACCAGUGGGAGGAGUCAGCAAAUACCACAUCUGUGAGAAGUGCGGCACUAGCAUCGUCACACAAGCCGUGCGCAUCGUUGACGACAGAUUCCGCCACCCCGAGUGCUACACGUGCAGUGACUGUGGCCUCAACCUCCGAAUGAGGGGUCACUUCUGGGUGGGCGACGUGAUGUACUGUGAGAAACACGCCAAGCAGCGGUACCAAGGUCCGACUGGCUCGCCGCGAUCCAGCCUGUCACCUCGCCACUGA
Nerophis lumbriciformis (worm pipefish) is the source of this 1080-nucleotide messenger RNA. NCBI's taxonomy places the organism in Eukaryota, Metazoa, Chordata, Actinopteri, Syngnathiformes, Syngnathidae. The record is from RefSeq and is a predicted model, not a curated record.